Molecule: messenger RNA, 921 nt
Organism: Pantherophis guttatus
Lineage: Eukaryota; Metazoa; Chordata; Lepidosauria; Squamata; Colubridae
Product: olfactory receptor 6M1-like
Biological process (GO): G protein-coupled receptor signaling pathway
Cellular component (GO): membrane
Molecular function (GO): olfactory receptor activity; G protein-coupled receptor activity
Source: RefSeq, a predicted model, not a curated record
AUGCAUCCAGGAAACUAUAGCACUUUGAAGGAAUUUGUUUUACGGGGCAUCCCAGUUCUGGAUCAUCUUGUAAUCCUUUUUUUCUCUCUGCUCUUAUUUAUCUUUGCUUUAUCACUGCUUGGUAAUCUUUCUAUUGUGAUUGUGGUUCUGUUCAGUUAUUGCCUUCAUAGCCCUAUGUAUUUUUUCCUCUUUAAUUUGUCUAUCCUAGAGAUUGGAUUCACAUUCUCAAUCAUUCCAGCCAUACUGUAUAAUCUCUUAUCCAGUACGAAAACAAUUUCAUUUUAUGGCUGCCUAAUUCAGUGCUACUUCUAUUUCUUUCUUGGAGUGGCAGAGUUUCUACUCUUGGCUGUUAUGUCUUUUGACCGCUAUGUAGCAAUAUGUAAUCCUCUGCACUAUCACUCUAUUAUAAGUGUUAAAGUCUGUAUCUACCUUGUCCUUUCUUGCUGGUUUACAGGAUAUUUUUUUAUGAUCUGGCCUGUGGCUGCUUUAGCCAAUCUGCCCUUUUGUAGAUCUAAUAUCAUUGAUCACUUUUUUUGUGAUAUUAAACCUCUUCUUGCUCUUGCUUGUUCCAAUACAUACCACAUUGAGCUUUUGGAUUUUUCAAUAGCUAUUAUUGUACUUUUGGGAUCACUGACAAUAGCAACUGUAUCCUAUAUUUAUAUCAUCACUACAGUGCUAAGGAUCCCAUCCAUCAGUGGAAGACAGAAGGCUUUCUCUACCUGUAGUGCCCACAUCAUUGCAGCUUCUAUAUAUUAUGGCAGUGCCAUAUUUAUGUAUCUGAAGCCAUCAAAUUCACCAUCCCUAGAUCUCAAGAAAGUUGUGAGCAUCUUAACAGCAGUAAUAACUCCAACGCUCAAUCCUUUCAUUUACACACUGAGAAACAAAAAAGUGAAAGAAGCCCUCAGAAGUUUAAUAAAAUAA